GCUCCGCCCCUCUUUCCGUCUGGCAUCACAUCACAAUGCUUUUAAUCAGGAUUUGGUUUUCUGCGCGUAAUAGUUGCGCACCGGCUGACGGCGCGGCGAUAAAUACUGAUUUAUACAUUUCAGGGCCACAUUUCCUCCCUUCUCUUUAUUUCUCUUGAUUUAUGCGACUGCAAACAUGUUUUCUCGGUAGCUCCGGUAGCCGUGACUUUACCGUGAAUGGGAUCUGCGCUUGUUGUGGCACCGACUGUCUCCAAACGGAGAUUGAAGGAUCUGCGUCCCGGAUCACUUUAUUAAUGGUUUGAUGUGACUCCACCUGGUCUGAUCUGCGCAAAACCUCCGACGCCAAAAUCUGCGGUAGCUGCUGCGCCUCAGGGCCCUGACCAUGGGGGCAUCCAAGAGUAAACACAAAGAUCUAUCCCAGCGAUCUCGCAGUAUGGAUGGUAACCUCAGCUCUGGGGGCGGGGCCGGCGGCCACCACCUCAAUUCCACUCAGCAGGCCUUAACGCCCAAUCGCAGCCCGACAGUGGAAGGAGGUCUCUGUUCCAAACAGCCGAUGGCCAAUAACGCGGAGCUGGCCCUGUUUGGGGGCGUGGACAACAACAGCCUCACUUCUCCGAACAGGAGCACUCUAGCAGGAGGCGUGACGACCUUCGUUGCGUUAUACGACUACGAGUCUCGAACAGCCUCAGAUCUGUCUUUCAGGAAGGGCGAACGCCUCCAGAUUGUCAACAACACGAGGAAGGUGAACUGCAGAGAAGGGGAUUGGUGGCUGGCGCGCUCCCUGACCACUGGAGAGAGCGGUUACAUCCCCAGUAAUUACGUGGCUCCGUCUGACUCCAUCCAAGCAGAAGAUCAUCUCAGACUGACGUUAGAGUCCAGGUGGUACUUUGGCAGAAUCACACGCCGCGACUCCGAGAGGCUCCUGCUAAGUUUAGAGAACAGGAGAGGGACUUUCCUGGUGAGGGAGAGUGAGACCACCAAAGGUGCCUACUGUCUGUCUGUGCUGGACUAUGACAACACCAAAGGGCUGAACGUGAAGCACUACAAAAUCAGGAAGCUGGACAGCGGCGGCUUCUACAUCACGUCACGCACGCAGUUCAACACACUACAGCGGCUCGUCGAACACUACCGCAAGCACGCUGAUGGGCUCUGUCACGGUCUAACAGACAUUUGUCCGGUGCUGAAGCCUCAGACUCAGGGCUUAGCCAAGGAUGCCUGGGAGAUUCCCAGAGAGUCGUUGCAUCUUGACCUCAAACUCGGACAGGGCUGCUUCGGGGAGGUCUGGAUGGGAACAUGGAAUGGUACGACACGUGUGGCCAUUAAGACUCUGAAGCCCGGCACCAUGUCGCCUGAGGCCUUCCUGCAGGAAGCCCAGGUCAUGAAGAAACUGAGACAUGAGAAGCUGGUGCAGCUGUAUGCUGUGGUGUCCGAGGAACCGAUCUACAUCGUCACUGAGUACAUGGGACAAGGUAGCUUACUGGACUUCCUGAAAGGUGACAUGGGUAAGAUGCUCCGCCUCCCCCAGCUGGUCGACAUGGCCUCACAGAUCGCCUCAGGGAUGGCUUACGUGGAGAGGAUGAACUAUGUGCACAGAGACCUCAGAGCCGCGAACAUCCUGGUGGGAGAUAACCUGGUGUGCAAAGUGGCUGAUUUCGGUCUGGCUCGUCUCAUUGAGGAUAAUGAAUAUACCGCCAGGCAGGGAGCCAAGUUUCCCAUCAAGUGGACGGCUCCCGAGGCUGCUCUGUACGGCCGCUUCACCAUUAAAUCUGAUGUCUGGUCAUUUGGGAUCCUGCUGACAGAACUGGCCACUAAAGGCCGAGUACCCUACCCAGGUAUGGUGAACCGGGAAGUGCUGGACCAGGUGGAACGAGGCUACCGGAUGCCGUGCCCGGCUGAGUGCCCUGAAUCCAUGCACGAGUUGAUGCUGACCUGCUGGAGAAAAGAACCAGAAGAGCGGCCCACUUUUGAGUACCUGCAGAGCUUCUUGGAGGAUUAUUUCACCUCCACGGAGCCUCAGUACCAGCCCGGAGAAAACCUGUAACCGGGUAGAAAACGAACAAGAUCCUGGAUAUAGUCAUGAUCACCUUUGUGGCAACUGAGGGCUUUAGGACUUAAACGACAGUCAGUAAUUCAGACUUUCUGGCUUGUCUGCUCUGAGGGAUUAUUCCAAACAAAGGGGACUAAUAUGUCUUUAUUUAGAGUUGUUUAUUGUACAAUGUUAAGUUCUUUGCUUCCCAGACUACACCCUAUUCAGCCAAACAAGAUUAUCUACCUACCUAGUUUUUGUCAGGUGCCAUUACGAUGUAAAUUCCCGACGUGUUCUCCCUCUAUCAACUCUCUGACUAAUCUUGUAGUUGAUCAGUAAAAUUGCAACAACUAAGACCGCAUGUGGACGAAGCAUGAAAGUCCAACUGAUGAUCGCUGGAUGCAAAUAUCCCCCAGUGGUUGUCUUCUUCUUCUUCUUCUUCUUAUUAUUAUUAUUAUUAUUAUUAUUAUUAUUAUCAUUGUUGUUGUUAUUAUUACAAUGUUGUUGGCGAGAUGUUCUUUGUGCUCAGACGGUCUUCCAAUUGUCAGAUUUGCCAAACAGCUGUUUGAUUUAUGGAUCAACUGGAAGUUGCUGGGUGAAUAAUUAUACGUGUACUUUAUGCCCAAGGUUAUGUUUUGCUGUGAGGUGUCCUCUGGCUUUGAUUCCCCGAUGUGUUAGUCCCGCUGGCCAACCACUCUGGAUGAAUCAGUUCAUCACUGUGACCGACACACGUUUCACCACCACAAUGAGGAGGCGUUUUAUUUUUGUGACUUUUAUUGCAUACAAAUGGCUACUGAUCACAAAUGAGUCACCUCAGGAUGGAAAAGACUCGAAUCCUGCUGCAAGGUUGUUGUUUUUUUUGUUUUUUUUUUAUUUGUUUGUUUUGUGCCAACGAAGACCCUUUUCUACUCUCUUCUACUGUGUCAAAGUGUAUUUUACUACUCUGAACUUUUCGUACAGUGAAGUUUGAGUUGGGGAAAUGAGGGGUUAUGUUGUUCUGUUCAAAGGAUAAUCCACUGUUUUGCAAAUCUUGCACCUGACCAGCAUAUCUUCAAGGUGCAGGUUUUGUCUCACAAAUUAAAAUCAAGUAAAUCAUGUUGACUUUCAGUUUUGUUCUUCACUAAUAUAAAAAAGAAAAUCUGUUCUAAUUCUUUUUAAAACAUCUAUAAUCAACACAUUUUUGAGUAAAAUAUUACACUGGAGAUUAUUGGUAUAUAUUUUUUUGAAAAAUCGUGUGCUGGUUAUGUCUUCUUACAGCCUGUAGGGGGCAGACCAGAAUGCCUUCUCAUACAUUAUAUAUUAAAAACAAUAAUUUGGCAUCUUGAAAUUAAUUGUAAAUAAUCCUUAUGCUAAUAUUUUGUACAUAUAUCAUCUUUAUAAUUUAUUUCUCUUAAAGUAUCUCAAUAGUUUGCUCUUGGUCUAACUUUCUAAACAUUAAUGUAUAUGGUACUUUUUUGUGUUGGGGUGGGGGGGUAAAAUAACAGCUGACAAUAAUGACAAAUAUAUAUAUUACAGAAUCAUUUUUUAUUACCAAGGUGGAUUGGGUUUUGGGGUUUUUGUUUUGGGGGGGGGGAAUUAUAGCUGAAAUAUACGGGAAUGUGCAAAAGUUAAAAGCAUAUUUGAAAUGUGCUCACUGUCAGUAAACCUUUGGACAGUUAUGAAAGCCAAUUUAAAUAAUAUUUACGAAGAAGUACUAAAAAAUAAAUGGUGUAACUGCUAUUCACCUUUUAAAAAAUGCAAAAUUAUUUUAGUCCCCUGCAGUUUAAAGAUGAAUCGGCUUCUACUGAAAUAGAUUAUUGCUAUUAUUGUAUUAUUGGGGGGAUAGGCUCCGGCUCCCCGCGACCCUUAAUUGGACUAGGCGGUAGAAAAUGAAUGAAUGAAUGAAUGAAUGAAUGUGUUAUUGGGAAAUCAUAGGCAACUCCGUUUUGACAAUUUUGUUUUUUGCAGUUAAUUUCAAAAUAAAGCUUAUUUGAUUACUGUUUAGUUUCAUGAAAUUAAAAACAAAUCCAGCGUUUUAUUUUUGUUGGAACAGAAAUUCACAUUUAAAGCUACAGUCUGUAGAAUUUACUGCCAUCUAGUGGUGAGGGUGCAGAUUGCAUUAUGCCUUCGCUGGUCACAAUUUUUGUUUCACAUUUUUCCUUUUUUGGUGAUGGGGAGUCAUGCUGUCUUGUCAUCUUCUGUGUUGAGCAAUGUGUAUGAUUGUCCAUUUCACAAAAAUGAGGGGUCUUAAAGUUGUUAACCUGCACUAGUAGCCAGUAAACACUGUACAGGGGAGUAACCACUGAUUUAUCUUAAGUUUUCCAACUGCACUGCCAAAGGUGUAGUAAGUAUGCCCCUUUUGGGUGACUUCAUAAAUGUGGUACAACAUGGUGCCCUCCAUAAGGGGGCUCACGCCUACAUAGAUAUGCAGGACUCAUUUUAAACUCAUGAAAAUGCAUUGAUUUAUUGUUGCCAGUAAUUAAUUACACACUGACAGUUAUGGGUAAUAUACAUUUUGUUCCUGCAAAUAAACACUUAGUUCCUACACAUUGUAGCUUUAAUUUUCUGGCAUUGGGGGGAAAAAAAACUUAAAAUUUUUAUCCAUUUCAAGGGUGGUUGUAACAUUCGCACAGUAAUAGGACACUGUUGAGCAUAUCUCCACUUAGGUUUGAGGACGGAAAUGUUUUUACUUUAUUUUAUUUUUCAUUUUAUUUUUUUUAUAGUAAUCCUCUACCAGGAUUGCACAUUUUCAUGUUGCAAUUAGAACCACAAAUGUUUAUGUCACUAAACUUGUUAACAUGCUUCUGGUGUUGCUUCAGAGGCUUGUAAACAUGCAGGUAAACAAACGCUGGUCAUUCCAUUCAGGAUCCAGACAUUUCUGCUUUUCUGAACAAACACGAUGCAUGUGCUGCUGCUGCACAUGGUGGUUGUACAAAAUGACUUCAUUCACAUUUCUAAGAAGCUUGGUGUCUACUUUUUGUGUGUGUGUGUGUUUGUGUACUGCGAGCAUAUGUUUUGCCAUGAAGAAUGCACUGAUGCUUGUAGUCAGGUCAUCUGGCACUGUCCUCUUCUUUUCCUGGUCAAUCUCAAGGAAUGUUUGAGCAAAAUUACAGGGAAAAAGUGCACAAAAAUUUUAAUCUCUAUAUGCAGCCUUGUUUAUAAGCCAGUUUGGUGUUUCUGUGGGGCUUUAUGAUUCUCUUUUCUGGCUAUGCAGAUAUUUUUGAAAUAAUGUGGUAUUCAUACGUAAGCUUUUCUACUGUGUCCAGUUUGAAUUUUUAAAUCAAUUAAAAUUUUGGUAAAUCCUACUGAACAUUGUUCAAAUUUGAAAGUGUGUUUGAAUAAAGUUUGUAUAUUGUCACCGUA
Molecule: messenger RNA, 5368 nt
Organism: Thalassophryne amazonica
Lineage: Eukaryota; Metazoa; Chordata; Actinopteri; Batrachoidiformes; Batrachoididae
Gene: src
Product: v-src avian sarcoma (Schmidt-Ruppin A-2) viral oncogene homolog
Exons: 14
Coding region: 383-2041 (552 amino acids)
Biological process (GO): osteoclast development; bone resorption; cell adhesion
Cellular component (GO): extrinsic component of cytoplasmic side of plasma membrane
Molecular function (GO): non-membrane spanning protein tyrosine kinase activity; growth factor receptor binding; ATP binding
Source: RefSeq, a predicted model, not a curated record